AUGGGAGGUUGGAUGAGCAAGGAGAUUGUCGAAACACCGAAGCAGCAACAGAUGGGACCGUACACUUUCGACCAACUCGUCAAAGACCUUCACACGGAACUCCGCGGCGAUCGAGACGAACACGGCAAUGUCAAAAAUGAGGAGAAAAUGCUGAAGAUUGGCCGAAGGCUCCUCGAGCGCUACAUGUCGCAGGAGGGCGGCUGGCGGAAAUACGCCUUUGGAGACCCAAAAAAGAUCAAAUACUACCGCAAUAUGGUGGCGCAGGGCAAGGGGUGGUACCUCCUCGUCCUCGUCUGGCCGGAAGGACUCCAAUCUGCGAUUCACGGCCACUCGAACGCAAACUGUUUCGUGAAGAUGCUUGACGGAGAGCUGCUCGAGCGACGAUACGACACCCCCGAAAGCCUUGUGUUCGAAGGCAAGCCUGAAGCCAAUGGGGACAGCGCAAAAGUGAUGCGGCUUAUUGGCGAGAACCGCUACACCAAAAACAACGUCUCCUACAUGAGCGAUGAUCAAGGCCUGCAUUCGAUGAACAACGAUUCCAAUUCCAACGAGGCCAUCUCGCUCCACCUGUACUUCCCGGCAUUCACGCAGUGCCUUUGUUUUGACGAAGAGACCUCCUUCGUCCAUGAGGGCACCAUGGUCUGGCACACCGUCGGCGGUGUCAAAACGGAGCAUUUCGGGAAC
This is a messenger RNA of Mesorhabditis spiculigera, 684 nucleotides long. The record is from the annotation of a GenBank genome assembly. Lineage: Eukaryota; Metazoa; Nematoda; Chromadorea; Rhabditida; Rhabditidae.